Acanthamoeba castellanii str. Neff is the source of this 801-nucleotide messenger RNA. RefSeq names its product Eukaryotic translation initiation factor 3 subunit. Lineage: Eukaryota; Discosea; Longamoebia; Acanthamoebidae. Gene Ontology annotation, molecular function: RNA binding; translation initiation factor activity. The coding region runs from base 1 to 801 and encodes 266 amino acids. The record is from RefSeq and is a predicted model, not a curated record. The transcript has 5 exons. Gene Ontology annotation, cellular component: eukaryotic translation initiation factor 3 complex; cytoplasm.
AUGGAUAAGCAAGACUGGGGUGAUAUCGAGGAGGCGGAGACCGACAUGACGGGAACCAAGGUCUUCGAGACGCAGCCCGAUGAGCACGGCGUGCGGCUGAAGACCGUGAUCGAGUACUCGACCAAUUCCGAGGGCAAGACCGUCAAGACGACCAAGAACUACAAGCUCUACAAGAAGGUGACUCGCAUUAACAAGCGGGUCCAGGAGAGGAAGAAGUUGAAGAAGUUCGGCGACUGCCGCCCGGGCGAACAGGGUAUCACACUCCUCUCCAACGAUAAGAUCAACAUCGAGACCCCCGGCAAGAAGAAGAAGGACAAGGAAGAGGAAGCGCUCAAGGCGUCCGAGAUGGCCGAGGCCGGCAUCAAGGAGACUUGGAAGACCCGCGCUCAGCGUCUUGGCGCUGACAGCUGGGACACUAUCACCGCCAAGGCUGCCACUCCCGGCGGGUCCGAAGCUGCGGCUGAUACGCCGAGCAACGUGUACGUACCGCGCUCGCUGCGGGGUGGUCCCGGCGGCGCUCCUGGCGCCCAAAGCAGAGACGACUCCACAACGGUGCGAGUGACAAACUUGUCGGAGGACACCCGCGAGGACGACCUCAGGGAGCUCUGCAGGAGGUUCGGCCCCAUCCAGCGCGUCUUCCUGGCCAAGGACAGGCACAGCGGUCUCUCCCGAGGCUUCGCCUUCGUCACCUUCGUUUACAGGGAGGAUGGUGCCAAGGCCAUCGAGGCUCUCAACGGUUUUGGUUAUGAUCACCUGGUGCUCGCCGUCGAGUGGGCCAAGCCUUCUGGUCCCGGUUUCUAA